UUAAUCAACAACCUGUAUUUAAUACAGCUAUAUCAGCAAAUGGUUUAUUUUCUGAUAAUACUUUAAUAACAACAACAACUGAUAAAUUACAUAUUGAUUUAAAAAAUAUUGAUGAUCAAAAUGAUAAUGAACAAUCAACAAUCAAACAACAAAAACAUUCUUUAGAACAUUUUAUUAUGAGUCCAACAGAUAAAGUUAAAAUACAAAUGAAAUAUCCACCAAUAAAUAAUGAUAAAGAAAGUGAUAUCAAAAGUAAUGAAUUAAAAAUUUCUCAACCUGAAGAUAUUGAUUUUAAACGAUCAAAACAGAAAGCUAUCCGCGUACUUUAUCAAAAUCGACUUAAUCUCAACAGUAUUCAAACUCCGGUGCCACGUCAAAAUUCAAAGAUAUUUCCAUCGAGAACAGCAACAGGUCAUUGUGAUUCUCCAUUAGCUAAACGAACGACCAAUCCACGUAUAUUAAGAAGUGUGUUAUCAUGCAGUGUAUUCGAAGCCGAUGAUGAACAUGAAGUAGUUUCAUCGACAACUAUUGCUAAUCAAGCCGGUGUUAAUGGGACACGUGAAAAGUCCUAUAUUGAAACAUUCAAUUGUUUACGUAGCAAUUUUACUGAAUCAUUAUUACAUGGAAAAAUUCUUCCUUGUGGUAUACUUGAUGGUUUUACAGUUAAAUUAGGUGCAAGUGGACUUUUUAUGCCCAAACAAGUUGUUUUACCUGUGACUACAUUUUGGUUUAAUAUAUCUGAACAUCAAGCAGCAUCGCCUUAUCUCGGUUUUGUCAAUUUACAAUGUUUACCAAAACGUGGUUAUCAUGCUCCAACAAAAGGCACGAUAACUUUAGCUUUAUUAAAUCCAAAUGGAACAGCUAUACAUUUAUUUUUAAUAAUAUAUGAUUUAAGUGAUAUGCCACCAGAUCAUCGAACAUUUAUACGUCAACGAAUUGUUCUUAUGCCAGAAAAUACCGGUGAUGGUAAAAAAACUGAACAUUCAUCAUCAAAAGGAAAUCUCAGAUAUUUAGCUCAUAUUCGAUUUGUAACAUCACAAACGGGUAAAUUAUAUAUGCAUUCCGAUAUACGUUUAAUAUUUGCACGUAAUAAACUUGAUUAUGAUGAUCGAACAGCGGGCGGUAAAGCACAACUAGUGACAUUGACAGAUAUGCCAACACCAAAAUAUUGGUCACGUAAGUAG
This is a messenger RNA of Rotaria sordida, 1184 nucleotides long. The record is from the annotation of a GenBank genome assembly. NCBI's taxonomy places the organism in Eukaryota, Metazoa, Rotifera, Eurotatoria, Philodinida, Philodinidae.